AGCUGACCGAUGGGAGCGUUCGGAGUAGUUCCUUCCGUACUCGGACUCGCAGUCCCUCGCGUUCGUGCGUGUCCGCGUAAGCUCGUGCGUUUCUCGGCGAUUCGUCGAUCGCCUCACGUUGGUCGCGUGUGAUCUGAAAAAGUAAAGCCGGCGCCGCAGCGAACGAAGGAAUCCGCGAGGACGCCGCAUCUUCUACGUCGAUUGCGAAACUAGUGAAAGGCGCACGACACGCGGGACGGAGACGACGACGACGACCACGACUACGACGACGCUGACGACGGUCACGACGGGUCACGGGUGGAAUUGCCACGGUCAACGGAACGCCGGGUGACUAUUAAAGCGUCGUUGAUCACCCGUGGCGAGGCAUAUCCUGUCCUAAGAUUAAACGACCCUCUGGAAGCCGUGCAUCCGACGAGGGAGCUCAAGGGUUGCGCCGCUUCUCGACGACGGGAUUGCCGUUGUUUGCCGUUGUCUUGCGAUUACCAACUAUUCCAGGACCAAUCCAAGACCAGCGGUCAAAUUGGGCGAGAUGGGUUUGUAUAUCCUACGAAGAGAGAUAUUGCGUAAUGGGAAGAUUUUUAUUCAAUAUAUAUCUAAUAUUAUUGUUAUGGGAUGCCUGUGGAAUCUUUUUCCGCGAUAUUCUUCGGUUGCAGUAUUCUGUCGUCGUUGUCAGCCAAAAUAACAUCCUCUUGAGCGUUCGUGAAAAUUGUUGAUCCUCUGCAAAGGAAUUGGAUUGAAAAGAACACGUCGGUAUCACACUGACGGUUUUGCAUCGGGACAAUGCAUCUUGCGCGAGAGUUUUCGACCACACCAAAAACACUUCAGUGCUCCCACACUGUACUCUUCUUCGUCGCCUUCGUCGCCAAACGGUAACUUCUUUCCUCCUCGGUAGACCGAGGAAUCACCCGAAAGGACAUUAUUUUGAGACGAUCGAUAACAUCCAGAGCGUCGUAACCGAAUCCUUCGAAGAAGAAAACUCGCGAUGGUACUCCAAGAGUGGGAGGACUUCGCGGGGAAUUUAUUUUCGAGGAGACAAUUGGAAUUGCUGCGAAGUUCAGAAAUUCACAUACACCAGAAACUGUCAAAGAAGAUACGAGAAGGAUUAAAGAAAUACAAUGAGGUAGUAGACUGUUCACGGAGCACCUGGUGAGAGAGGCGGUUUUUAGCGCGACGGGCGAUAUGUUGCUGUCGAGCCGCGGCGGCCGAAAGGGGCCCAUCGCCUGUCUGGUGGGCCUCCUCCUCAUCUUCGCUCUUUAUCAGCUGGGCAUUAUUUGCGGCUCCACCAGAUACAUGCCUACGGCCGUGAUGGUCAGUAAGGAGAAAUAUGUGAUCGGGCCAUUUGAUCGCAAGACGUAUACGUACGACCGUUACAUGCCGCUCAUUUUCAUCGGCGGUGUACCACGAUCGGGUACGACCCUAAUGCGUGCCAUGCUGGACGCGCAUCCUGACGUGAGGUGCGGGCAGGAGACCAGGGUUAUACCGCGGAUUCUCCAGAUGAAGAUGCACUGGUCCAAGUCCGAGAAGGAAAACGUACGACUCACCGAGGCCGGUAUCUCGAAAGAGGUGAUAGACAGCGCGAUAGCGGCGUUCUGCUUGGAAAUAAUAGCACGACACGCCGAGCCCGCGCCGAGGUUGUGCAACAAGGAUCCACUCACCCUGAAGAUGGGCUCGUACAUCCUCGAGCUCUUCCCGAACGCAAAAUUUAUAUUCAUGGUGCGCGACGGCCGUGCGACGGUGCAUUCCAUCAUAUCCAGGAAGGUCACCAUAACGGGAUUCGACUUAUCGUCCUACCGGCAGUCUCUCAUCAGGUGGAAUCACGCAAUUUCCGUAAUGUAUGGCCAAUGCAAGGAACUAGGACCUGAGAGAUGUCUGAUGAUCCCUUACGAACAACUAGUUCUGCAUCCACGCCAAUGGAUGAAGAAGAUAUUAAACUAUCUGGACGUGCCGUGGAACGAGUCUGUCAUGCAUCACGAGGAAUUCAUUAACAAACCCGGCGGAGUACCUCUGAGCAAGGUCGAGAGGUCAUCGGACCAAAUCAUAAAGCCUGUAAAUCUGGCGGCGCUGACCAAGUGGGUCGGUAACAUUCCCGAGGACGUGGUGAGAGAGAUGGCGGACAUCGCGCCGAUGCUCUCUGUGCUCGGCUACGAUCCUUACGCGAAUCCGCCCGUUUACGGCGCACCGGACAGUUUAGUUAGCGACAACACCAGACGAGUGUUGGCUGGCGAAAAACUCUGGGAGGAGAAGGCACGGGCGUAUCACCUAUCGCAUAGGCCGAUCGAGAACAGCAACGAGGAAGCUGCUUCCAGCACGGCCCCAGUCGCGUGACCCCGCGUGAUUCUCGUAGGCGCGAGCGACACAUAACCGACUAACACCAUCCUAAGUCCCAUCGAUUUAGGAUUUCCGUGUAUACGGAGACCACCCCCUUGUACUUUCAAAGUAAACUCGGUCUCUCACACGACGGCGAGUCGCGUCGUGAAUUAAUCGUCCCCUUGUCGUAUUUUCUCAGUCUCCUCCGUUAUCGCAUCCCGACGACGAUAGAUUAAUCGAUCAUUCCUCGCGUCGCUUAUUUAUUCGCAUCAGGGAUCGCGCUUCACGAAGCCAGAUGACGUAAUAUAAUAGGCCGUGACAAGAAAAUAUAGGAUGCGGCCAGAAGUAAGCGGCCAAACUUCGACAGACGUGCUGUUCUGCCAUUAUUUGACAGUCCAUGAGGAAUCGAUGUCAAGCGUUUUCUUCUGCGAUACACGUCUCUUCGAAACGAAAAGAAGCGUAAGGUUCAUUCCAGAAUUAAACUUGUAUGAACUUUCUCGGCGUCCUCGCAAUAUUCUACCGCAGAUGAAAACUGUGGAAGCAUACAGUAUCUGUAACUCAGAAAAAGAAAGAGAGAAACAGCAUUUCUAGAUAUAUAACUUCUCUUCUUCGAAACGAGUAGAAUAAAUUUCAAAUGUUUGGUCAUUUAUUUCUGGAAUGUAUCCUGUAUAUUACCGCGAUAACUAUAUAAUAGUCAUAGUAAUAUUUUUAAUAAUUAAAAUAGUAAAAAUAUCAAUUUAAAAAAUUUGGUGCAAGAA
Messenger RNA from Wasmannia auropunctata (little fire ant), 3065 nucleotides. It is a transcript of the gene Tpst, whose product is annotated as protein-tyrosine sulfotransferase. Gene Ontology annotation, molecular function: protein-tyrosine sulfotransferase activity. The coding region runs from base 1180 to 2325 and encodes 381 amino acids. The transcript has 11 exons. Lineage: Eukaryota; Metazoa; Arthropoda; Insecta; Hymenoptera; Formicidae. Gene Ontology annotation, cellular component: Golgi apparatus. The record is from RefSeq and is a predicted model, not a curated record. Gene Ontology annotation, biological process: peptidyl-tyrosine sulfation.